CUCUCUCUCUCUCUCUCUCUCUCUCUCUCUCUCAAGAAGUGAGCUUCGCCGUGAAAUUUCUCCGGUACCGGAGCAUAGAUAACGAGGAGAGCGAAAAUCACUGUUCACGAAGUUUUCUGUAGUUGCGGAUCGCUGUCUCUCUCUCUCUUGUGAGUGAUGCUAGUUACGGUGGUGAAGCUGCGGUUAGUGUACUCUCGCCUGAGAUGUUGCCGGAGAAAUCGAGGACUUCGGUUGUGACCGGAAUCUCUCGUUACAGGAGGCUUUCGUGAUCGAAGAUUUUGUUUUCGUUUUUCCGUUGUGUUUCGAAUUUAUUGAGGGAGAAUGGAAGGACAGGCGAAGCUGACGAGGACACAGUCGUCGUUGCUCCGGUCAUCGUCGACGGUACGAUCGUCUUUUCUCAGCUUAAAUUCAAUCGCCGAUGGCGAUUUUAGCGAGGUCUCUCACCAGAAACAAGAUCUAGAAGCCGGAGAGAAAGAGGAGAAGCAGAGGAGAAAACCGCCUAAACCAUUCGGGUCAAGUCCUCGAACCGGGUUAACCCGAAUUAAUCCGGGUCUAGCCUUCACUAUGGUUUCUCUCUCUUUCUUCAGUCUCUCUUCUUUCUUCUUCUUCGUCGUCUUCUCCCAAACCGAUGAGAUCCUCACUUCGGAGAAUCUCCUCCUAGCUCUGAUCUUCGUCGCCGUCGCUCUCUUCUUCGCCUCCAAGAACAUCGCACUCGUCAACCAAUCCAUAGUCGCAAUCAAGCAAAUCUGCGACGAAACCACCAGACACUUAGGGUUUCUGGGCAGGAAAAACCAAUCGAAACCGGUGCAGUGGUACAUCGGCGACGAAUCGAAGCCGCCGGAGAAGAAGAUCGUAACAACACAAGAAGUAGAGAAGCGAUUCGUCAAGGAAGGUGUUCAAUUCUACAGCAAUGGAGAUUUCUACGAAGGGGAAUUUAACAAAGGCAAGUGCAAUGGGAGUGGUGUUUAUUACUACUUCGUGAGAGGAAGAUACGAAGGCGAUUGGAUCGAUGGGAGAUACGAUGGUCACGGGAUUGAGAGUUGGGCUAGAGGAAGUAGAUACAAAGGUCAGUAUAGGCAAGGUCUUAGACAUGGUUAUGGAGUUUACAGGUUCUACACUGGAGAUUGUUAUGCUGGUGAAUGGUUCAAUGGCCAAAGCCAUGGCUUUGGUGUUCAAUCUUGCGCUGAUGGUAGCUCUUAUAUUGGAGAAUCAAGAUUUGGUGUCAAACAUGGACUUGGAUCUUACCAUUUCAGAAAUGGAGAUAAGUAUGCAGGAGAGUACUUUGGAGACAAAAUCCAUGGAUUUGGUGUGUAUCGUUUCGCUAAUGGUCAUUGUUACGAAGGAGCAUGGCACGAAGGUCGUAAGCAAGGGUAUGGUGCUUACUCGUUCAGAAACGGUGAUGCUAAAUCCGGUGAAUGGGACUCGGGAAAGCUUGUGACUUUUCUUCCUCUUACGAGCGAGCCGGUUCGAAGAGCGGUUCAGGCUGCUCGAGAAACAGCGAAGAAGGCAGUGAACCGGAGACGAGUAGACGAGCAAGUGAGCCGAGCCGUGGCUGCAGCCAACAAGGCUGCAACGGCUGCAAGAGUGGCUGCGGUGAGAGCCGUUCAGAAUCAGAUGGAUGGUAAUUUUUGUCAAAAUUGAAAAUUUGUGGGGGAAAAAAAGUGUAAAUCAUUUUUAUUUUUGUUUUUAAUAUUUUUAGUUUUAUUACCCGGUUUUCUCUGUAACCCUGAUUGAGCUAAAAGAAUGGAAGCUUGUUUCAGAGGUUUUUAACAGAGUAAUUUUCGAUCUUUUAUUAUUAUUACUGUAACAAUCUGUAAAUAGAAGAAGCAGAAGAAGCUGGUUUCUUUUUUAUGUAAAUCAACGGCUUGAUGAUGGAGCUUUUUCUU
Messenger RNA from Eutrema salsugineum, 1886 nucleotides. Its product is annotated as radial spoke head 10 homolog B. Bases 322 to 1641 code for a protein of 439 amino acids. The transcript has 2 exons. Lineage: Eukaryota; Viridiplantae; Streptophyta; Magnoliopsida; Brassicales; Brassicaceae. The record is from RefSeq and is a predicted model, not a curated record.